Babesia ovata is the source of this 1047-nucleotide messenger RNA. RefSeq lists its product as uncharacterized. The record is from RefSeq and is a predicted model, not a curated record. The coding region runs from base 1 to 1047 and encodes 348 amino acids. The transcript has a single exon. NCBI's taxonomy places the organism in Eukaryota, Apicomplexa, Aconoidasida, Piroplasmida, Babesiidae.
AUGGCUUCUCAAAUGGAUGAGCGUGAGAUGAAAGCGCCUGCAGGAGAUGAGGGAAGUACUCCGCCAAAGCGUAUUUGUACAGAUGGAAACAAAGAUGGCGAAAAGGACAUGCAAAAAACAAUUGAAUUAAAACGCUUGGAAAUGUUAGCGAUGCAAAAUCACGCGUUACUUAAUGACUUCCUUGCCGUGUUGCUGUCAAAUAAGAACUCGGAUUUGGAUACUCAGCCAGGAAAUUCGGCUUCAGGUACCGGUAGUGAUGGAGCAGGUGGCAAUCCAGGGAAUCCUCAUGGUAAAGAUCAGUCGCGUAAGCGGCGGGAAAUGUUGGCGAUGCUAAUGCAAUCGGUACUUAAUGACUUCCUUGCCGUGUUGCUGUCAAAUAAGAACUCGGAUUUGGAUACUCAGCCAGGAAAUUCGGCUUCAGGUACCGGUAGUGAUGGAGCAGGUGGCAAUCCAGAAAAUCCUCAUGGUAAAGAUCAGUCGCGUAAGCGGCGGGAAAUGUUGACGAUGCAAACACAAUCGUUAGUUAAUAAACUACUUGCCGUGUUGCUGUCAAAUAAGAACUCGGAUUUGGAUACUCAGCCAGGAAAUUCGGCUUCAGGUACCGGUAGUGAUGGAGUAGGUGGCAAUCCAGGGAAUCCUCAUGGUAAAGAUCAGUCGCGUAAGCGGCUGGAAAUGUCGACAAGGAAGAAGCUCGGGCAACUUCUUGACUCGAUUGCCGCUUUCGUGUCAUAUAGGAAAUCGGACUUGGCUAGUCCACCAGAGAAAUCACCUUCAGGUACUGGUAGUGACGGAGCAGAUGAUAAUCAGGACGCUCAUCAUGGUAUAGAUCAGUUGCAGAAACUGGCGGAAAAUACGUUGAUGAUUAAUCAAUCGUUACUUAUAGACCUACAUGCAGCUGCGCUGAUAGAUAAGAACUCGGACUUGGCUAGUCCACCAGAGACAUCGCCUUCAGAUAACGGUCCUGAUGGAGCAGAUGAUAAUCAAGACGAUACACAUGCUAAAGAUAAGCUUCCGCCUCAAGACUCACAUGACUCCAGAGAAAAAUGA